Nilaparvata lugens (brown planthopper) is the source of this 557-nucleotide messenger RNA. RefSeq lists its product as uncharacterized. The transcript has 2 exons. Lineage: Eukaryota; Metazoa; Arthropoda; Insecta; Hemiptera; Delphacidae. The record is from RefSeq and is a predicted model, not a curated record. The coding region runs from base 51 to 551 and encodes 166 amino acids.
UGCCACAAUCUACACCGGCUACCUGGGCGCCGCGGCGUGCGGUGCUGACAAUGCUGAGCAACAACAUCAAGCAGAAGCAGGGGAAGAGGAUGCUAGUUUUCGAGGACGAGGGCGUGCUCACUCAAUCAAAGAAAUGUGUGCCGGAAGAGGACGAGAACUCAUCCAUGGUGCCGCUGAUGAAAUUGCAACGAAGGGAGGAGGAGGAGGAGGAGGAGGAAGUGGAGAUAGAGAACGAGAUGGAAUCAGAGAGCUUUUUAAGAUUAUUAAAUAGUCGCACCAAGAAGCCAUGGACGCCUCUGCGUGAGCUGGAAGAGGGGUUACCUUAUCCAAUAUGCGAUGUGAGAGAGGCGUCCAACCAGCACGGGCGGCGAAUUGUGCUCAAAAUCCGGGUACCCGGGCUAAGAACAACGGAUGUUUAUCUUCCAGAAAGAUUUACCCGGAUUUCGAGCACAAAAGACAUUGAAAAUUUCAAAUUAAAGUGUAAAACAUUAUCUCUGUUUGUGAAGCAUGUUAAUGCUUUUAUCACUGACAUAAAAAUUGUUAAAUUCUAAUGUCGG